UGCCAUCUAGUUUGUGUUACUAUUUGUAGGCAGUCCGACAUAAAAUAUGUCGCGGGACAUCUGGAGGGGCAAAAGUUAUUCGCUAUUUAGUUAUAUCUCGCCAAGCCCACCAUCCGAACAGAAACAAUUCGCAUUUUGAACCCCUUAUAACCAGCCCUCUUACUAUACUGAUCAUAAGUUGCCCUCUAUAUACCUACCUCCAACCUUUUCGACAAUAAAGAAGAGAAAAGAAGUGAAUCAAAAAAAGCAAGGAAAAAAAGAGCCGCGAUCAUGACCCUUGCCGCCAUUACCUACACCCGCGGCUCCCUCAGCAUUCUCAACCAACUCCUCCUCCCCCACCAAACCACGUAUGAUCCCCUCCACUCCGCCUGCGAUGCCUGGCACGCCAUCCAUGAAAUGCGCGUCCGUGGCGCACCUGCCAUCGCCAUCGUCGCCGCCCUAUCACUCGCCGUGGAGCUAGAUGCAUUGGCGGCCAAUAAUCAGCUCUCCCCGGAACCCAAGGAGGUCGAGGUGUUUAUUCGGGAGAAAUUGGAGUAUCUGGUGAGUAGUCGACCGACGGCGGUGAAUCUAGCGGAGGCGGCGGGGAGGUUAGGUGGAAUUGUUAGUGCUAAGGCGGAGGUGCGGGGAGUUGAUGGGAGGGAGGUGGCGGAGGCGUAUAUUGCGGCUGCCCAGAGGAUGUUGGAGGAUGAUGUAAAGGAUAAUAGGGCCAUUGGGGAGUUUGGAGCCAGAUGGGUCUUGGAAAAUGGGGUGGCUACGGGGUCAGAGUCAGGGUCGGAGAAGGGGAAGGUUGCGGUGCUCACCCAUUGUAAUACUGGCUCCCUUGCUACGGCCGGCUACGGCACAGCCUUAGGUGUCAUCCGCUCCCUGCACGCCACCGGCUCCCUCGAGCGUGCCUACUGCACAGAAACCCGCCCGUACAACCAAGGCUCUCGCCUCACCGCCUACGAGCUCGUCCACGACAAAAUUCCCGCCACUCUCAUCACAGAUAACAUGGCUGCGGCCCUCCUUGCACGCAAUAGGGCAGGCUCAGCAGCAAGUGUGGGCGUAAGUGCCAUCAUCGUCGGCGCAGACCGCGUGGCCGCCAAUGGCGACACGGCGAACAAGAUCGGGACGUACGGCUUGGCUGUCCUGGCGAAAUAUCACGGUGUCAAGUUCCUCGUCGCGGCGCCGCGGACGACGAUCGAUAUGAAUACGAAGACCGGUGCAGAUAUUGUUAUUGAGGAACGGCCCAAGCAGGAGGUGACGCGGGUUCGCGGGCCGCGGGCUGGAGAAGAGGUGGAUGGACUUAGGGCUAUGGAGACCAUCACCGUCGCGGCUAAUGGGAUUGAUGUGUGGAAUCCGGCGUUUGAUGUUACGCCUGCGGCGCUUAUUGAUGGGAUUAUCACGGAGGUUGGGGUUGUGGAGAAGGAUGCGAGCGGGGCAUUUCAUCUGGCGCGGAUUUUUGAGUGAGGGCGACGUCAUUCAUUGCCCGGCGUGUUAUUUUUUAUUGUUGUUCAUGUUAUCUCCAGUAUCUGUCCGAUUUUCGGGUUUGGAGUUUGUACUCGACGCGCCACGAGUGCCAUCUGAAUUUCCGGGCUGUUCGAUGGCAGCCAGAAGACUUUCUAUUUUCUCCUCCAGACUGGCGAGAUGGUGCUCAAGGGCUGAGGCUGUUCUUUCACCACUGUAUACCCAUAAAUAUGCAUUAGUUUAGAUUUUAAUAUUUUUUCAUUGGCCAUCAAGGCGUGCAGUUCGUCAAUCGAAGUGUCGUCUAUGGAGAGGGCUGUACGGACUCUGCGAUAUCUUUGAAUGCCUGUCAAGCUGUGAGAAAGGAAUAUGGAAGUGAAGGAGAUACCAAAAGACCAGAAGGGAAACCCGGGGGCUAAUAUUUACCUGAGCGAGAUGGGACUCGGGGGACUGAUCCCUAUCAGUAGCCGUAGUCUCGUUUGUCGGCAUGGUGGUGAUACUCUCGCGCUAGGAUAUAGACAAGAUCUGUUGCAACUGUAUCUCCGUCACCUCUCGCGAUGGUUGUUUUCGAAGCGGAACACAGAAGCUGACCCGGGGAAUCACAUGAUCCGUAAUAAUACGGUACUGAUACCUAACAUGCGCGAUUACGUCAUCGCCAAGACAUUUCCCCAGUUAGGAAAUUCCAACAGCAGCGGUUGU
This is a messenger RNA of Blastomyces dermatitidis ER-3, 2142 nucleotides long. Its product is annotated as methylthioribose-1-phosphate isomerase. Bases 271 to 1449 code for a protein of 392 amino acids. Gene Ontology annotation, molecular function: S-methyl-5-thioribose-1-phosphate isomerase activity. The record is from RefSeq and is a predicted model, not a curated record. The transcript is spliced from 2 exons. NCBI's taxonomy places the organism in Eukaryota, Fungi, Ascomycota, Eurotiomycetes, Onygenales, Ajellomycetaceae.